GAUCAUGUGGAUACGAUGCUUUUUCAUGUAGAUUUUCUUCAAUUUCAUGUUGCCUACCUCCAAUGUGAACGUUCGAGCCGAUCGACCAUCCACAAGCGCUGGCGCCGGCAUACUUUGCCCAGUGCUCCCAACACUCCUUCCAAAGUACCUUCAAGCUCCGUCCUACUCGCCUUUGCCUAGGCCAGCCCCUCUCCUGAGCAUCUUCCCCUCCUAUGGUAUGUCCCACGAAACUUAGCAUCGUCCCCGCCGUCUUUGACAAGCGACAAAAAGGGGCCAAUUUCCUAUAUGUCCGUGGGCCUUUCUCUUUUGGAAAGGGGGAAUCACCCCAGUCGACUUCUUCCCCGCCACGGUCCCUUCAGAAAGAAGUGACCUUGGCACCCUAACUUCCUAGAAGGGAAUGAGAGGGUGUGGCAUUGGCAGCUGAGAGAGGGCGAACGUACGAAGGGAGAAGAGGAGGGGGAGGAGGACAUGAGAAUGAGAAGUAUCAGUAUUCUGCUUCUUCAUCUGUCUCAGCCUUCUCAUGCUGUCUUUCUGCCCCCUUUGGGCGCUACUCACGGUUG
This is a messenger RNA of Microstroma glucosiphilum, 560 nucleotides long. RefSeq lists its product as hypothetical. The record is from RefSeq and is a predicted model, not a curated record. Bases 47 to 235 code for a protein of 62 amino acids. Lineage: Eukaryota; Fungi; Basidiomycota; Exobasidiomycetes; Microstromatales; Microstromataceae. The transcript has a single exon.